Maylandia zebra (zebra mbuna) is the source of this 1571-nucleotide messenger RNA. The record is from RefSeq and is a predicted model, not a curated record. NCBI's taxonomy places the organism in Eukaryota, Metazoa, Chordata, Actinopteri, Cichliformes, Cichlidae.
GAGCGAGAGGACAACAUCCUGGAGGCUGCUAAGCUCCUCAACAUCCCGACUGGAGGCUUCAGCUUUCAGCCGAACGGACCUGGCCAGGCUGCCCGGGUCUCUUCUGAGCAGUAGCAGCCUCUGAAUCGCUUCUCUCGGGGAAGGCUGGGUCCGAGAAAGUGACGCUCAUGUAUAUUCGGUCAGCUGUGUGUUCGCGGGCAUAAGGACGGGAAGACCCAGCGAUGUCUGCGCCCGGUUUCACUAACCUGAACAGCUCCGUCAGCUACAGCCAGAACUCUGCAGCGAACGGCGGAGCAGCGCCACCCUAUCAGAAUGGUCCGGUACAGAGCUACCCUUCCAUGUAUCCAAUUACAGGCUACUAUGGAGCUCCAGCUCAACAGCAACAGAGCUACUCCACCAUCCCAUCCCAAGCUACCCCAGUUUCCAGCAAAGCACCCAUCACGAACAGUGCCCACAGUGCUAACUACUACCAGAACAACCAUCCACAGCAGCUGCAACAGCACCACCUCCCUCAGCAUCAUGUAGCACCUUACAGUGCUCCACUGAGCUCUGCCCCUCCUUCUCAGCCAUAUGCCACACAUCCUUCUUCAGCACCUCCACCGUCAAAUGCCCAGUACAACCUACAGCCAUUCCAGCAGCAGCAGCAUCCACCCUACACCACUCCGGCAUCCUACUAUGGACCACAGUCAUACCAUGCUUCUCCAGCACAGCAGUCUCAGCAGCAGCAACAACAACCCAGUUUGGUCCCAAUGGCGGCGAGUGGGCCUGGAGGUCCUCUCUACCCCAUUGUUUCAUACCCGUCUGCUCCAGGAAGCAGCCAGUAUGGCACUCUGAGUUCCUCCCAGAGCACCACCCAGAUGGGCGCACCUUUACAUCAGUACGGUGCUGAGCCUCCAGCCUCCUCAGCAUCAGGGCAUUCUGGGUAUGGCAUGGCUCCUCCCAGCCAAGUGGCACCAACAGUGAAUGGUCAAGGAAGCACAGCCCAAAACGCAGUCCAUUCCCACUACAGCCAAACCAAUCAGGCUUCUCUGAGCUACAACUCCUAUGGUGGGGUCACUCAAAGCAGUGGUGGUGCUGAGGCAGACAGACCACCCUCAGGAACCCCUUCCGCUUCAGUCCAUUCCUCACCGGGCCACCGUCAAGGCAUGCAGUAUGGAUAUGUUGCUAAUAGUGGCGCUAGCUCUUCCUCUGCCAACACCUCAGGCCCAGCAGCAGCAGCCCCCUCAUCAUCCAGCUCUGAUGAUGACGAUGAGGAGGAGGAGGAGGAUGAGGAAGCAGGCGGUGACACAUCCUCUUCUUCUACUGGCAGUGCCUCUCCGGUGCCCAACAGCUACGAUUCCCUCGAAGGUGGCAGCUAUCCAGAAUCCAUGCCACCAUCCAGCAAUGUGACCAACCAGGCUCAGCCCUACGGUAGUUACGGUUACCCUGGCAUGCAGUCAGGUUAUCGGCAGGGACCGGCGUCCCACACUGACGCUCCCCUCCGACGACCUGUUAUGGCCAGUCAAACUACCAGCAGUACUCACAGUUUGGAUAAAGGCAAACCCAACCUGCGUUUGAUACCCAUCACUUAG